UAGAACCGCUAACAACAAAAUCGAACUGAGUUAGUGCUUAGUGUUAGUAGGCAGCAAGAGACCAAUUUUCUUCUUCUCUUGCUCUCUUUUUCACUUUCACAAUUGACUCCAUUAGUUUCUGCCAGAAUUUUCGGUCUUGUUUCAUUCACAUUCACCAAGUGCUUUCUUCUUUUCUAUCUGGGAGGAUCAGAGCAAAGACUCUGUGUUUUUCAUGCUUCAUAAGGAUUAGUUGGAUUUUUGAAGGUUUUGCAAAAGUGGGGCGGUGAUCAAUGGCGGCUACUAAGGUAGAAGAUAUAAGCUACCCACCAAUGGACCAACUUCAGGGCUUAGAGUACUGCAUAGACUCAAAUCCAUCUUGGGUGGAGACAAUAGUUCUGGGAUUUCAGCAUUACAUUCUGGCCUUGGGAACUGCUGUCAUGAUUCCUACAUUGCUUGUUCCUUUGAUGGGUGGAACUGAUGGUGAUAAAGUGAGGGUCGUACAGACCCUGCUAUUUGUUGAAGGAAUUAAUACGCUUGUCCAGACACUCUUUGGAACCCGCUUGCCGACAGUGAUCGGAGGUUCAUAUGCAUUCAUGGUCCCCAUCAUGUCCAUCAUUCAUGAUCCAUCUCUGGCAAUGAUACAGGACCCUGAAUUGAGAUUUCUUAGCACAAUGAGAGCAGUCCAAGGUGCACUAAUAGUAGCAUCAAGCAUACAAAUAAUUUUGGGUUUUAGUCAAAUAUGGGCCAUUUGUUCCAGGUUUUUCAGUCCACUUGGAAUGGUUCCAGUAAUUGCAUUAGUUGGUUUUGGACUAUUUGACAGAGGGUUCCUUGUGGUUGGGAGCUGCGUUGAAAUUGGAAUUCCCAUGCUAAUCCUGUUUAUAGCCUUAUCUCAGUAUUUGAAGAAUUUUCAGAUAAGACAAGUACCACUAUUGGAGCGAUUUGCUCUACUCAUAGCAACCACAGUUAUAUGGGCAUAUGCAGUACUCUUAACAGCCGGAGGCGCAUACAAAAACCGCCCGGAGAUAACUCAACGUAGCUGCAGAACAGACAGGGCUAAUCUCAUUUCUACUGCUCCAUGGAUUAAGAUUCCAUACCCUCUUCAGUGGGGUGCUCCUACAUUUGAUGCUGGUCAUGCUUUUGGAAUGAUGGCUGCUGUUCUUGUCUCAUUAGUUGAGUCAAACGGGGCAUACAAGGCUGCGUCUCGUCUAGCAAGUGCCACACCCCCUCCUGCUCAUGUUCUGAGCCGUGGUAUUGGUUGGCAGGGAAUUGGAAUCUUGCUGAGUGGCCUUUUUGGAACAUUGUCUGGUUCAACGGUAUCUGUAGAGAAUGUGGGGCUUCUAGGAAGCAAUCGAAUUGGUAGCCGAAGGGUCAUUCAAGUUUCAGCGGGCUUUAUGAUAUUCUUCUCAAUGUUAGGAAAAUUUGGAGCUUUGUUUGCAUCGAUACCAAUCCCCAUUUUCGCUGCUGUAUACUGUGUCUUGUUUGGUCUUGUGGCUUCUGUGGGGCUAUCAUUUUUGCAAUUCACCAACAUGAACUCAAUGAGGAACCUCUUCAUUACUGGUGUUGCCCUCUUCUUAGGCCUGUCUAUUCCUGAGUACUUCAGAGAAUACACCAUCAUGGCACAUCGUGGCCCUGCUCAUACAAGAGCUGGAUGGUUCAAUGAUUUCCUUAAUACUAUCUUCUUUUCUUCCCCAACUGUUGCAUUGAUUGUUGCUGUUUUCUUGGACAACACUCUUGACUACAAGGAUAGUGCCAAGGAUAGAGGAAUGCCAUGGUGGGCAAAGUUUAGAACAUUUAAAGGAGAUAGCCGUAACGAAGAGUUCUACACCCUCCCUUUCAACCUCAACCGGUUCUUCCCUCCAUCCUAGAGAAAAAUACUAUGAUAGAGAUAUGUUAGAGGAAAAUCAUCAUUUCCAGAUAAGGUUGCAUCUUAUGAUGAUCAGUGCGAGAAAGAGAGAGUCAACAUGUAACUUAAGGUGGCAGAAAGUGUUCUUCUGCUACCUCUCUUUAUUUUUCACAUGUCAUAUAUUGAAUUGGUUUAUUUUUCAUAUAAUAGAACAGUUAUUUGUUCAACUUCCCAU
Messenger RNA from Arachis stenosperma, 2057 nucleotides. RefSeq names its product nucleobase-ascorbate transporter 2-like. Gene Ontology annotation, cellular component: membrane. The transcript is spliced from 13 exons. Lineage: Eukaryota; Viridiplantae; Streptophyta; Magnoliopsida; Fabales; Fabaceae. Gene Ontology annotation, molecular function: transmembrane transporter activity. The record is from RefSeq and is a predicted model, not a curated record. Gene Ontology annotation, biological process: transmembrane transport. Bases 270 to 1844 code for a protein of 524 amino acids.